Fomitiporia mediterranea MF3/22 is the source of this 2339-nucleotide messenger RNA. Its product is annotated as P-loop containing nucleoside triphosphate hydrolase protein. Bases 1 to 2331 code for a protein of 776 amino acids. The record is from RefSeq and is a predicted model, not a curated record. Lineage: Eukaryota; Fungi; Basidiomycota; Agaricomycetes; Hymenochaetales; Hymenochaetaceae. The transcript has 19 exons. Gene Ontology annotation, molecular function: 5'-3' DNA helicase activity; ATP hydrolysis activity; RNA binding.
AUGACCACUCCUAAGGAUUUAGACGCAUUUUUUGAGCGCCAGAUACAGCUCUUGCAAGAAGAGAAGCAAGUAGAAAUUGACCAAAGCUCAUUGUUGUUGACGAAAUGUAGUCUCAAGUUGUUAGAGCAAAGGGGUCUGGCUUUGCUCAAUCUUGUACCAUUAAAUAAUGUCCGCGUUGGCAUGGGUGGACGGAAUUUAAUUGAGCUUGGCCGAUCUGCGGCCCUCAGCACGAGCGCCUCACUUCCCCCUCAUACCUUCAGGCCAGGUGAUAUUGCACGCAUAGAAAAAUCUUUAUCCAAGUCUUCGAAGAAGGAGCCGAGCGCCCGUUCUGAUACUUCAAAGGAAAAUUCAUUGGAAGGCGUCGUAUACAAGGUGACUGAUUCUCUUAUCGUACUUGCCGUCGAUGGGGAUCGUCAGGCCAACGAGGACCUUGAUCUACCGAAUAUAUGUAGCUUAAUCAAACUGGCUAACAAUGUACCAAAUGAUCGCAUGCAGAAAGUCAUCCUAUCUCUCUAUGCGACUUUUUCUUCGGAGGCGGCUGCAAAGAACACGAAACUUGCGCUUCAUCCUGAUACAAUAUCCGUCGCCAAUGUUCUACUUGGCAUCAGUGCGCCAUCAAAAGUCGUCCCUGUGGACGGAGUCGAUUUCUACGACGUCUCGCUGAAUGACAGUCAAAAACAAGCUGUCCGCUUCGCCCUGGGCUCGAGAGAGGUUGCAUGCAUACACGGCCCUCCAGGGACUGGGAAAACACAUACUCUCCUCGAGAUUAUCAGACAGUUCUUAUUCCCACGUUGUGCUCCCGGCCCGUCAAGCUCUCAGGGCCCAGUAAAGAGAAUACUAGUCUGUGGAGCAUCCAAUCUUUCUGUGGACAACAUACUCGAACGACUACUUCUUCCUCCUUUACCGGGUAUGACAUCGAUUAAAUGCACAAGAGUCGGCCAUCCAGCCAGAGUCAAAGGACAGGCUUCAUCGCUAGAAGCGACUCUGGACGCACAGACAACUCGCUGUGAACAGGCUGAACUUAUCAACGAUAUAAAAGACGAGCUAUCCAAGUCAUUAUUAUGUGUGGCAGGUAAAGGUAAGGGUCAGAAGGGCAAGAAGCCUAGAGGCGAAGAGAGGAGAAAACUGUGGGACGAGAUCAAAGAGUUACGAAAAGAGUGUCGCAAACGGGAGAAAGGCGUUGUUAGUAGUGUUCUAUCCGAAGCUCAGGUGGUGCUUGCAACUUGUCAUUCCGCGGGUGGACGUACCCUCGAAAACAUGUUUUUCGACGUCGUAAUCAUAGACGAAGCGACUCAAGCGCUAGAAGCAGCCUGCUGGAUCCCUAUCGUCAAAGGAAAGAGGCUAAUCCUUGCUGGGGAUCACUUGCAGUUACCACCGACUGUUCUUUCGCAGACAAAAUCUCCCAUGUCUUCCACCAAGCAGGAAAAAGCAACGCGCAGCGCAUCGGCACCUAGUGGAGUCAAGGAAUCGGGGAACAAACGAUCUACGAAGGCAGGCGAAGUGGACAGUCUCACUGACUCUUCCGACGACUCUGAAAGUAACUCGCCUUUGCCGAAUGAUCCCAAGGUGCCGGAGAAAGACAAACCAAAUACAGCUUCUGGCCGUGUUCUUCGCCCGUCAAAAGACCUGUCUAUAACCUUGUUCGAAAGACUUGAAAAAACGUAUGGUAAAUCAAUCAAGAGAAUGCUCGAGAUCCAAUAUCGGAUGCACUCCAAAAUAUGCGAAUUCCCAUCCAAGAUGCUGUACAACUCACAGCUUCGCCCAGACGAAUCAGUGGCGAGCCAUCUUCUACAGGACUUAGAAAAUGCCGGGGAUGAUUCUUCUGAAUUGUUAACCGCUCCUGUCGUUUUCCUCGAUACUUCUGGGAGUGAAUACUAUGAGAGGACUGUUGAAGAUGUGGACGAUGGCAGCAAGUACAACGAGAAUGAGGCCAUGUUAGUUAAGGUAUGGCUAGCGAAACUGAUUGGAGCAGGGAUUUACCCUUCCCAGAUAGCCAUCAUCACACCAUAUCAGGCCCAAGUUUCUCAUAUUUCUGCUCUUCUAUCCGAUGAAUACAAAGAUGAACUGGAGAUUGGCACGGUAGACGGGAUGCAAGGUCGUGAAAAAGAAGCAAUCAUUAUUAGUCUUGUUCGCAGUAAUGAUAAACGUGAGGUGGGCUUUCUCAAGGACAAACGACGCUUAAAUGUCGCAAUGACACGAGCAAGACGUCACCUGUGCGUGAUCGGUGAUUCUUCGACAGUGCAACAUGGCGGUAAAUUCCUGAAGGCUUGGAUGGCAUGGCUGGAGAACAACGCAGAGGUUUAUUAUGGUGGAUUAGAACAGCUGCCAUAAUUCAAUCG